This is a messenger RNA of Williopsis jadinii, 1962 nucleotides long. Its product is annotated as sugar porter family MFS transporter. Gene Ontology annotation, cellular component: membrane. Gene Ontology annotation, biological process: transmembrane transport. Gene Ontology annotation, molecular function: myo-inositol:proton symporter activity. NCBI's taxonomy places the organism in Eukaryota, Fungi, Ascomycota, Saccharomycetes, Phaffomycetales, Wickerhamomycetaceae. The record is from RefSeq and is a predicted model, not a curated record. Bases 135 to 1781 code for a protein of 548 amino acids. The transcript has 3 exons.
CUUUACAGGACCAAGUUUAACCUUGUUGAAGCGGACUUAUUAUUUAGGAACUUAGCCGGAAUAACUUACACAGUGAACACCAUUUGCUUAUUAUCACGUCUCCCCCAAUACGCAUAAACAAAAGAUAAGAGGACAUGUCGAGUUCAGAGGACGACAUCAACAAUGUCAACAAAGUAUCCGCUGGAGACAUCGCCAUAAAGCCCAUCGACGAUGAGGAUAACACGUCCGUCAUGAUGACAUUUGACAACCAAAAGCCCUCGCCGCUGAUCAUUUUCUUAACCAUCGUGUCGUCCAUCACAGGGUUCAUGUUUGGUUAUGAUACCGGUUAUAUAUCGUCGGCACUCGUGGCCAUCGGCACGGACCUGGACGGCAGACAGCUCACUUACGGUGAUAGAGAAUUCAUCACCGCUGCAACUUCCCUAGGUGCUUUGAUCUUUGCAGUCUUUGCAGGUAUGCUUGCGGAUUAUUUUGGCAGAAAGCCAAUGAUCAUGGUGUCCAACGUUCUCUUUGUCGUAGGAGCGGCUAUCCAGUGCGCCGCUGGCUCAUUCUGGGAAAUGACCGUGGGCAGAUUCAUCAUGGGAUGGGCCAUCGGUAUCGGAUCAUUGUGUGCUCCAAUGUUCAUCGGAGAAAUUUCUCCGUCGAGGUUCAGAGGCCGUCUGACCGUGAUCAACGUCCUGUGUAUCACCGCUGGUCAGUUAGUGGCUUAUGCCUGUGGUGCUGGGCUAACACAUGUCCAUAACGGUUGGAGGAUUCUCGUCGGCCUGGCGUUGAUCCCAGCCGUGUUGCAGUUUGUCCUUUUCGUCUUUCUCCCGGAUACUCCUCGUUACUACAUCAUGAAGGGUAAACUGGACAAGGCCUGUAAAGUGCUUGCGAAGACACACCUUGGCGCCACAGAGGAUCUGAUCCAUGAUAAAGUUGAUGAGUUGUCACGCUUGAACAAUGCCAUCCCGGGCAAGAACCCAAUGGUUCGUAUGUUCAACGCAAUGAAGAGACUACACACUGUGCCUUCGAAUUUCAGAGCGGUUAUCAUCGCGUGCGGGCUGCAAGGUAUCCAACAGUUCACAGGUUUCAACUCGCUGAUGUACUUCUCUUCAACGAUAUUUGAAGCUGUUGGGUUCAACAACUCCACCGCGGUAUCCGUUGUCAUCGCUGCUACGAACUUUUUCUUUACCAUCCUGGCCUUCUUCAUCAUCGACAGAGUUGGAAGACGUAACAUGCUGUUGUUGGCCAUCCCUGGUAUGAUUGUAUCUCUUGUGAUCUGUGCCAUUGCAUUCCAUUUCAUCCAUAUCGAAUUUAGUGGCAACGACGCAUUGAUUGAAGGUGACGGCUCAAUCACAGGCUGGGGCAUUGUUGUGAUCAUUGGAAUGAUCCUCUUUGUUGCCACGUAUGCUAUUGGUAUCGGUAACGUUCCAUGGCAACAGUCUGAGCUGUUCCCACAGGAUGUUAGAGGUGCCGGUACUUCGCUAUCGACCGCAACCAACUGGGCUGGUUCUCUUGUGAUUUCCUCUACAUUCUUAACCAUGUUGCAGAACAUCACACCAACUGGUACCUUUGCACUGUUUGCUGCUCUCUGUGUCGUGUCCUGGCUCUUUGUCUUCUUCUGCUAUCCAGAGCUAUCUGGUCUGGAGUUGGAGGAGACUCAACAGGUUUUGACUGGCGGCUUCAACAUCAAGGCCUCCAAGAUCCUUGCAAAGAGACGUAGACAGAGGGCCACAGACGAGAUCAUCGAGCACAACGGGCUGACUAAACCGGCUUCGGUCUCGUCAUCAGCAGAAACGUAAACUCGAGAGAUGUGCAUCUCAUUGAUUUGGCCCCAUUGUUUAUUUUGUUAUUCACGGAAUUGAACGAUUCCAGAGUCAUUGGCCUUGUCCAUUUCGAUGACUCCCCAACCAUACUACCAAGGUGAUAUCCUAAUUACUCUAAUGACAGCUACUUAACACCGUGAAACUGUACAACUGUAAA